Bombyx mori (domestic silkworm) is the source of this 2470-nucleotide messenger RNA. RefSeq names its product coiled-coil domain-containing protein 63. The transcript is spliced from 10 exons. Lineage: Eukaryota; Metazoa; Arthropoda; Insecta; Lepidoptera; Bombycidae. The record is from RefSeq and is a predicted model, not a curated record. Bases 318 to 1808 code for a protein of 496 amino acids.
GGCAAGCUGCCCGAUAAUUCACACGAUCGCGUAUUUACUUAAGUUCGGACAAAGUCUGUCGGGUCGGCGCAAUAAAUAAAGUAGGACACGUAUCCAAGCAACCUACAAUAUCGAUUUUACUAAACCUAUCGACCCUUCUCCGAAUUCUUAAGCACACAACAAACUGAGUGGACCAGUGUAUAAACUGAUUGGACCAGUGAACAAACUGAUUGGAGCAGUGAACAAACUGAUUGGACCAGUGUACAAACUGUAAUCACAUUUAAAGGGUUUUGUAGGUACUUCAAGAAUUUCCUGGGUGUUUAUCAAACGCAUAGAAAAUGACAACACCGGCUGACGAUAUGGAGAUGGAGAAGAUAGCCGAGGAUGAACUUUCAAAGUUGCAGAGACAGUUCAGGGUAAUGGAGAUAGACCGCGCCACGGUGAUGAGCAGCGUGCAGCCUACCCUCAGAAUGCAGAAGAACAUCAUCAGCACUCUCAACACGGAACUAGAUAAGGUCAUGAUGGAACUCAAGCUAACAAAAAGCACAUCGAAUCUCCUGGACAACGCGAAGACCAGAGAACGAUUGGUGGUACUUCUCAAAGAACACGAGAAAUACGCGGCGGAGGUGAAGGAGCACCGCGGGUUUAUCACUGAACUGGACUUCCUUCUCCGACAGGUUCAGAAGGAAAUCAAGGCAUUGAAGACCAAAGGAACUGAAAAGGUGUACGCGAACACGCUCACAAAUCAAACGGUUAUCACCCAACUCGAGAACCGCCUGGACACGGCUAUGAAGAAGUUCAACGCAGUCAACUGCGACAAUUACAAGAUGCGACUUGAAAUCGAUCGUUUGUUAAGAGAUAGACAAUUUUUCAACGGUAUCUGGAAGAAUCAGAUCAAACGAUUGAUGGACGGUAAAGCUCAAAUCUUAGAGCUUGUGGAGCAAGCCAUCACGACGUACGACCAGAGAGAGGAAUGGUGCUCCAAGCUCGAAGCUUUGAAGGAGAAAGCGGCUAUAGAUUACAGAAAGCAUUGUUUGGAAGUGCGGGAGCUUCAACGACAGUUGGAUCACAGCAUGAAACUGGAGGAGUUCCUGCGUACUAAGGGCACUGUCAGACUCACAGCGGCCGACGCGAAGGCCGAGGCCAAAAGACUGGAGCAGCAGGAAGAGGAAAUGAGGACAUACAACAAUUACAUCAACAUUUUAGAUGCUAUUAAGGAAUUCACUGGAGAGAAUGACGUCGACAAGUUAAUCCAAGAGUUCUCGCGUCGAGAAGAAGAGAAUUACGCUCUAUUCAACUACAUUAACGAGGUGAACACAGAGCUGAAGAACCUCAGCGACAACGUGAAAAUGCUGAAGGAUAACAUCGAGGAAGAAACAGCCAAGCACCAGGCCAAGUUGUACAAGCAGCAGGACAGCAUUGAAAGUCUCCGAUUGACGUUAGAGGGGCGCCGACAAGCGACCGCCCACGCUAAGCAAUUGUACGACAAAAACACAGACGUCCUCACCUCCUUACUGCAACAAAUACAUAGCUUGGCUUUGGCAUCAGAAUGCGAUUCUCUGCCAUUGCUAAAGUUAUUAGGUAAGUCGUUCGUCAUCAACGUGACUAACGCCCGACUUUACAUCAAAAGCCUUGAGAAGAAAAUAACAGAAAUCGUCGACAUUAUCAAACUUGACGAGGCCAUACAACGUCAGAUGGAGAGCAAGGAGCGCACGCCCCCGUCGUCACGGCGGCGCCGCGCCCGCGCCCGCACCCCCGCCCUCCCCGCUAACACAACCGCCCUCCCGGCGCGCCACCGGGACAACGCACAGAUUACCACACACGCUUGAAUACUUAUGUAAUAUUUACAUAUAGCACCACUACUCGCUCCAGACAUAACAAUUUCCAUAUUAGAUGGAAAAGGUCGAACAUCCAUGAUUCACCUUUUCGAAUUUGGAUUCUAUACCCGUAGGCGAUUGGUGUCAUGCAGCCAACUACCGUGAGUUAUGAGCUAAAACGGGUUUUGGGGGCUUGAUUUUUAUUAAACGAUGUUUUAUUCCUUCACCGUGGAAGUCAAUCGUGAACAUUCAUUAAGCACUUAUUUCAUUGGAAAAAUCGGUGCCCGCCGGCACGGUCGCCUCGCUCAAUACGAAUAUACAUUAUGCUAUUUUUACAUAAUGGUCUGGAUUUUAGUCCUUUAGCUAAAUCUUCAUAGAGGUAGUGUCAAAUGAAAACACAGAUAAAAAUAGAAUAAAUUUAUUUUAGUAAGAAUAAUAGAAAUACAUAAUUACUUAUAAGAUACUUUAUGAAAGAAGACAUUACAAGAUUACAGAUAUAUUGAAAAUAAAUAGUAAAAUUGAAGAAAAAGAUACAAAAUUCUUUUCUAUUUCAUUCGAAAGCAUUUAUUACAUAAAUUAUUAUUGAAACAUUUUUUUAUUGUACAAUAUUGUUCAAUUUUGACUUACAAGUAAGUGUAAUCAUUAUUAAUUAAAUCAAUACAUAUUUAAUAUAA